This is a messenger RNA of Schistosoma guineensis, 6174 nucleotides long. Lineage: Eukaryota; Metazoa; Platyhelminthes; Trematoda; Strigeidida; Schistosomatidae. The record is from the annotation of a GenBank genome assembly.
AAAUAAGCGGGUUCUUUGAUUUGGAUAUUCUCUUCUCACAUGGCAUGUAGUUUGAAUUUUACUGAUGCUCUCUGAUAAUUUAACUCGGAGACAUGCAGCUGUCAUAAUAAAGUGAACUUAUUCCCUCACAAUGGAUAUACCAAUGUCUAUUGUCAUUGAAAAGACUCCGUUCGGAUUGGGGUUUACAUUAAAAGAUGAAGGUAAACCAUACGAGUCCACUGCUCUAGUGACUAAAGUUGCUCGAGGCAGUUCGGCGGAGGCAUCUGGCUUAAGAACAGGUGAUCGGAUUGUUGCCAUUAAUCAGAAACCUGUGAAAUCUAUGACAUUCUUAGAAGUUUCCAAUUUCCUCCGAAGUGGCAGCGAUCGAAAUAUUCAGCUUACAUUACUACAUAAAUCUCUUGUUCCUAACCAACCAAUUACUGAUACAAUUUGUGAAUUAUCACCGCUCAAAAUAUUGACUUCAUCUAAUAUCGUUAAUGGUAUUCAAAAUAUGUCUUUGAAAGAUUCCAAUUCUGCAUUUUUAUACACUACUAAUGCUAGUAAUACUACUACUAUUACUACUGAUGUUCAUAAAGAUGAAAUGAAGAUUUCACCUGACUGUACUUCGUCAGUUGUUCCAAUCUCUCAGUUGAAUAAACCGACACCCAAACCUCGAACUACUAUUAAUACUACUACUAAUACUACUGCCAACACUGGUAAUAGUAAUAAUUGUGAAAAGCUGUUUGAUAGUCAAGAAAUUAAAAAAUUGGACAAGUUAUCUAACAAUUUAUCACAUCCAGUUUUGUCACAACUUCAAGUAUCCGAAUUUGACAAUUCAUCAACGAGUCAUUUACACUCAGAUGAAUUCUUAUCAUCAAAUGAAGCUCGUAAAGAAAACUCUUGCCCACCUGAUUCAAUUCAGUUGAUGGAUAAUUCUCCGACGGGAACUGAUAAAACGCUGACUAAGAUCAAACCUAUCGAUCAUAAUUUGAACACAUAUGAAUCAUCUAAAAAGUCUGGAUUUGAUUCUGUUCGAAUUAUUCGAAAACAUACAAUAGAUCCGUCAAGUAUUGAAGAUGUAAACACAGAUACACUGCCAGUUCGAUUUAUUCGUAAACGUGCCUAUGCUUCUACUCGUCAUCCUGGUCGAUAUGAUCAAGUGAAAACAUUAACAUCAAUGAAUAUCACUUCUACUGAUAACACAAUUAUCACAAGUAAUACUACAGAGAGUCAGCCAGUUUCUGUUACAUGUAAAAAUGUCCAUACUUCACCAUGUCAACUUUUACCGGCUGUUAAUAUUUCACAUAAAAAUUCCAUCAAUAAUUACCAACAUAAUACUGAACCUAAAAUAAUUCACCUACCUCGACGUCGGAGCUCUACCAAUAGCGGUAGUGUUGUACAAGGAUUACAUUCAAAACACCAAAUGAAUGUAUCAUGUUUUACUCGUGAUGAUAAUAAUGAUGACGAGCAUGAUUAUUUGCUUGAUAAGCAACCAUUUCAAACUGGUACUCUUAAUAUUGGGCUGUUAGGAAAAGAUGUUUCAAACAUACAUGAAACAAAUAUCUCAUAUUCAUCACCUAAAGAAGAUUCACCUAUGCCGUAUGAUGCAACAUAUACCAAUAAGUCAAAUUAUGCUUCUGUUGGUACAUCACACCGAUCCAGUAAAACAAGUUUAUUAAGUUCACGUUUAUGGGCAUCAUUUGAUCAAGAUCAAAAUGAAUCUGUUUCAGAUUUGUGGACACGAGCCGGUGAAAUGUAUCACAUGCUUGAACAAGAAAGUCAACGUUUAGCCAAUAUGAAAACAAUAACGACAACUAAUACUACUUCUACGUCUACCACUACUACUAGGAGUAGUAAUAGUAGUAGCCGUAAAAGUAAAACUCAUCGACAUCCUGGCAUAUGGGAUAAUUAUCAACAAAUGAAUUGUUUUUCUGAUGAUAAUGAUAAGAAUACAGUUAAAAAUCUAGAAUUUUCUUCACAACUACCUUACUAUUCUAGUCCUAUACCUAGUUGUCAUAAAGAUACGUCUACAAAAGCUGCUCAUUACAACUCUCAUUGUUCAGAAUCAAGUCGUGAUCAUACUACCGUGAACUCGACUAAAAAACGCCUACAGUUUCGUGCUUUAUGCUCAGGUCUACGAUCACAUCGUUCAGAAUCGAAUAUACUAUGUGAUAUGUCUGGAUCAUUUUUGUCACGUCAAUGUUUUUGCAAAAUUCUUGCUAUCGGUGGAUCUGAUAAUAAAUCUUAUUCAUGGAAACCGUAUUACAUGCGCGUAUCUGGUGCUGAAGUGAGAUUUAUCAAAGCAUCUUGGGCAUUUCAUGGAUCUGGACGAACAACCAAAACUUCUAAAAGUAAAAAUGAUAUUAUCUAUCCAAGAAAUAAUAGUUUGGGUAAUCUUCGUGAUAAUUAUUCUUCUCGGGGAACACUGGAUACCUCUAAAUCUCAUGAUGAUUUAAAUGAUGAUUCUAUUACAUAUUAUUAUCCUACAUACAAUACCGAUAUGGAUUGUUCAAACAAUACUAUUAAUAUUAAUAAAUCAUUUAGCUGUAAUGCAUCGUGUUUAAUUCUUCCGAUACCCGGUCUUAUUUGGUGUUCAGAACAAUUGCCUGCCAAUUUCCCUAAUUGGUUACCUCUUGGUUGUAAUUCAAAUCAUAAUAGUAACAGUACUCAAACAUUAACUUCACGAAUAACCAGUGGUAAUAAUAACAAUAAUACUAGUGGAAUAAAUCCUGAUUGGAUGGAUCCUCAUGUUUCUGGUCUAUCUCAACAAAUUUUAUCAGAUCUCAAUGAUUGUUAUAAGUCGAAUACAUUAGAUUUCCAAAGUAAUACUACUACUAAUAAUAAUAAUGUAAAUAUGAAUGAUGAAGUUAGUAGUCGGUCGAAGUUUCGUUGUUUUCGUUUCGCUCAUUUGACAGCUGGUGUCGAAUUAUUAUUCGUAUUUCCAGAUGAGAAUGCAGCAAUGACUUGUUUAAAAAUGUGUCAGCUUUCUGGUGGACGUGACUAUGAUUGUGUUGUUGAACAGUUAGGUCAUCGUAAUGCGUCUACAUUAACAACAUAUCGUAAAAAAUCCUCAUCUAAUCCAUAUGAAUUAUUUCUCCUCAAAUUAUCAUCGAUCUUAUCUGAAAUCCCAACAAAAUUAAAUCAAAGUUUGUCUCAUGAUUUUACAGUAAAAGGUAAUAAAUAUCGUGUACCUCCUCUAGCAAACAAUGAUGAUGACGAUAUGGAUAAUGAUUACACCGGUGACAAUAACCCUGACGAUUUUGAUAAUUCAAUGCAUAGAGAUGUUUUUAUUCAACCAGGUAUUACAAAUUUUAUAACUACUUGUAGCCCUUUCAUCACCAAUACCUAUGGACCAUAUUGUUUAAUGAAAGAUAAAAGACGUCUACAUCGACGUUAUGUUAUUCAUCAGUCAUCGACUGAUUCAGACUAUUCAAAUGUUAUAGCUGAUGCUGAAGAUGUGAAUUCAAUAAAAUGUAAUAAAUCUGAUGUUGCUAAUAAAUUUCGAACACGAACUCGAGAGAAAAUUGAUUUAGAUGGUAUUCGAUCGGACAACACUGAGACAAUAAUAAACGAUAUCUCCAAUAAUAAUAACAGUAAUAAUCAGACAACGUCUGAUGUAACUCCUAGUAAUAUUAACAACAUCGUUGACGAUAAAUCACAUUCAACUAGUUUAAUUCGUACAAAUAAAAUACUACGCGGAUUCAAACAAUGGCUUCAACGUCCUGUUGGUGUAAAUAAUAAUAAUAUUAAUAGCAAUAAUAAUGCCAGUAGUACCAGUAAUAGUAUUAGUUCUAAUGGUCCCUCAGUUGGUUCAAUUAAUUUCUCAACUGCAAAUAAUCCAACCAGUACAAUGAACAACAUUGUCACCUCUGCCACUGGUUAUUUUAGUGGUAGCUGUGGAAGUACCACCACCAGUAGUGUAAAUUAUCAUAAUGUAAACAGUAAUAACAAUUGGGAUAUAUCUUCUACCGUGGAUGUUUCACAUUCGGAAUCUCCAAAUAAUGAACAUAAAUUCAGCUCACUAAUGACAGUUGUUGAUCCUCCAAAUAUGACUGAUUUAGAUAGCCCUGGUCCUGUAUUCGGUGCUUCAUUAGAAUCUCAAUUAGAAAGUCCUGAUUAUCCAUGCGUUCCAGUCCUGUUACAAGCUAUUGUCAUAGCCUUAGAGAUACAUGGACUUAAUUUACCUGGUCUGUAUAGAAAACCUGGUCGACAUCGUACAAUUGCGCAAUUUGUCUCUUCAGUAAACCUGCAUCCUGAAGAUAUUGAUUUGAUGUUUAGUUUGGAUGCUUGGCGUGAACCUAAUGCAUUAUGCGGUUUAUUUAAACAUUUUCUUCGACGAUUACCUGUUGGAUUAUUUUCUUUAUCCUCUUGGGAGCCACUUUUCUGUCUUGUUCCAGAGAUUGGGAAUUCUUCCGAUAUGAAACAAUUAGCCUAUCUAUUACUUUCUAUUCGUGUUCAAUUGAAAAAAAUGGCAUUUGAUGCUUUUGGUAUUCCAACUAUGAACACAAUGCCUGUAGAUGUACAAAAUAAUCCUUCCUCUCCGACUAAUGGCUCUAAUGAAUAUCAAUUUAGCGGAAUGAAUCCCAUCAGUGACCAUCUAUUCAAACCAUCUAUAUCUCCACCUAUAUCUCCUCACACUACUGUCGUUCCAUCGAAUACAUCCCACUUACAACUCAAAGAGGAUUUCAGUUUAAUGAAAAUGAGUAAUUUUAACGAAAAGGAGUUCAGCAUCUCUAAACAAUCAUUUCGUGUUUGGCGUUGGGCUACAUUAUGCUUUAUCAUGAAUCAUAUAACAAGAGUUGUAGCACAUGAACAUCAUAAUGCAGUAACAUAUCAAUGUAUAGCUAUAUGUUUCGGUCCUGUUUUCUUUGGAAAUUCAUCAAAACUUCCAAAAUUAAAUGAGGUUCUUGAACAUUUAUUUCGACAUUGGAAAUGGCUUAUUGACAGUUUACCAAUGAUUACAAAGAAUCCUAUCACAAAUAUCGAUUUCAGUACAAUCAAUGAACCAACUUUAAUGGAUGCUAUUACUUAUUUAACUACUACUAAUACUACUGCUACUGACAAGUCUAAACAACAAAAGAAACCAAUUCUUCAAGAUCAUAAUAAUAAUAAUCAUAUUCAAAGAUUAGAUUUAACACAUGGACCAAUAAAUAAUGAUACAUUAUUGUCUUCAUCUUCUAUUUUUUCUUCGGCACGACGUAAAUCUACUGAUGUUACUCUUAGUCAACAAUCUUCUAUAUCAUCAUCUGAACAAGAACAACAACUCACUGUUGAUUAUGACUUGAUUGUUAAAAAGUUUGAUAAUGAAGAUGAAUUGAAUAAAGAAGUUAUUGAACAAGUUCGCUCCUUGUGGUUAAAAGCUUUGGAUAAGAUGAAUAAUCAAUCACAUAGAAACUUACAAAUGAAAGAAAAAUCCUCUAAUGAUAACGCAUAUACUGACCAAUGAUCAAUAUAUAUGUGUAUAAGUCACAUAUACAUUUAUUAAAUACCAUCAAUAACAAAUUAUUUCAGUCCUAAGAAAACAACAAAUCAUUCUAAUAAUAACACUACUACUGUUACACUUCAUCGUACAGCAUCAGCAAUUCCAAAAAAAUCAACUGAACGUAAUAGACAAAAAGGUGUUAGACGAUUAACUGUUGGUGUUGCCAAUUCAUUGCCUCAUUCAUCAUCAUCAACUUUAGAUUAUUAUUGCAUUUCACCACCAUCAUCAUCAUCAUCAUCAUUAUCAUCACAACUUUUACAUACAAAAAAUAAAGAGGACACAUUAUUAACACAAUUGAAUAAUGUUAAAAAUAUUUCUAACUUAUCAUCACCACCACCAUCAUCAUCGUCAUUAUCAACUUCCCCUCCUUCUACUACACGGUGUGAUUUAAUGAUUGUUCGACGACCUGUCAUUCCUGUGACAACUUCUCAUUCAACUACAACUAUUUCAUAGGAAGAAAUUAGUAAAUGGUGUUAUUCUCUAUGAAAAUUGAUUGACUGGUUGACUUCCUUGCAAUCGCUAUUUGUUACUGUGUGUGUGUGUGCUUUGUCAUCCUGUCUUUUCGUUCUGCUUUUUUUCCUGAAUGUUUAUUUAAGAAUCACAUUCAGUUUGAUUUUGUACUUUUUUUGGAAUACGUUUAAGCCAAAUAUUAUUAUUAUUAUUAUUAUUAUUAUUAUUAUUAUUAUUAUUAUUAUUAUUAUUAUUAUUAUUAU